Grus americana (Whooping crane) is the source of this 3022-nucleotide messenger RNA. RefSeq names its product TNF superfamily member 11 (gene TNFSF11). Bases 81 to 1040 code for a protein of 319 amino acids. Gene Ontology annotation, cellular component: membrane. Gene Ontology annotation, biological process: immune response. The transcript has 5 exons. The record is from RefSeq and is a predicted model, not a curated record. NCBI's taxonomy places the organism in Eukaryota, Metazoa, Chordata, Aves, Gruiformes, Gruidae. Gene Ontology annotation, molecular function: tumor necrosis factor receptor binding.
GAUUGUUUGCUGAGGCUAGGGAGCUCCGUGGAGCUGCUGGCCGCCUGUGGAGCCGUCAGAGCGGAGCUGCCCGCGGCGCGAUGCGGCGCGCCAGCCGAGACUACACCAAGUACUUGCGCGGCUCCGAGGAGCUGGGCAGCGGCGCCGCCCACGAGAGCGCCCCGCCGCCGCCGCCGCCACCGCCGCCGCUGCCGGCCCACCCGCACUCGCCGCCCGCCUCCCGCUCCCUUCUCGCCGCCCUCGUCCUCCUGGGGCUGGGGCAGGUGGUCUGCAGCGUCGCCCUUUUCCUCUACUUCCGAGCUCAGAUGGACCCUACUAGAAUUUCAAAAGAACAUGUGCACUGUGUCAGAACGCUUUUUGGACAUCAAGAAAAUACAGAUUUGCAUGAUACAUCCUUUGAAAAUCAAGAAGUGAAGUUAAUGCCAGAAUCGUGUAGAAGCAUGAAACAGGCUCUCCAAAGAGCUGUGCAGAAAGAAGUCCAGCGUGUCAUGGGAAGAGCACAACCAAGACCAGAAAAAGCUGCAAUGGAGGCACUAGGAAUGGAUCUGUACAAGAGAAACAAACCUGAGAAGCAGCCUUUUGCCCAUCUCAUUAUUGAUGAUAAGAAUAUUCCAUCUGGAACUCGCAAAGUGAACCUCACAUCCUGGCAUCAUGACAAAGGCCAGGCAAACUUAUCAAAUAUGACAUUCAAUGAUGGAAAACUAAUUGUUAAUCAAGACGGAUUUUACUACCUUUAUGCCAACAUUUGUUUUAGACAUCAUGAAACUUCAGGAAACCUGACCAAAAGAGGGCUUCAGCUGAUGGUAUAUAUGACUAAGACAAACCUUAAAGUAAGGCGCUCUGAUGUGUUGAUGAAGGGAGGGAGCACCAAAUACUGGUCAGGGAAUUCAGAAUUUCAUUUUUAUUCUGUAAAUGUAGGAGGGUUUUUUAAAUUAAAAUCUGGUGAAAUGAUAAGUAUCCAGGUAUCAAACCCAUUGUUACUGGAUUCAUCACAAGAAGCAACUUAUUUUGGAGCAUUUAAAGUAAGGGAUUUAGACUGAACCUUUCUGUAGUGUGCUGAAAAUUGUUGGGAUUUUUAGUGGUCCAGAAACAACUUGAAGACACAACUAAAAAUCUUUUGCAACCCAAUUGCAUCUGUAUAAGCCAUGUAUCUCUAAAGACACAUUUUUGCCCUCCGACUCCAGCAGGAGUCCCACAAAUGCACGGAAGAGCAAAAUUACAUUGUUCUCCUGAGUCAGUCUUACAGCAGUUUUACUUCCUAUGCCUCUGCUGGCUUCAGUAGAGUCAUUAUGACUUUUCCAUUGGUGUAAUUGAAAUCAAAGCAAUUAACAUUAGUGAACUUCUGUUUCCAAGUUCUGCCCUGACUGUGUAACCUGCGCUACUCUUCCUAGUUUUGGCGGGAACAUAGGCAGGACAGAACUUGGCUCCCAACUUGCAUUUAGGGCUCAGUUUUGCUUGGGGUUGAGCAUUCUGACCCUGAGACGGCAAAGAUUGUGAAAGCAUGACUAAUCUCGUUGCAUUUGAUGUGGCUUUUCACAUCCUUAGCUAAGCCUGUUCUUGCUUUGCUGGAUUAGCGUUGGAGAGCUCGGGCCAUAGCAGAAAUGAGUUGCAGAACAUCUAAAUGGUUCAACAUAAGUUUUUACCUGAUUAAAAGAGCUAUUCCAAGAAGGGAGAUCAUCUGGCCUUGCAGUUCUACAAGGUUAAUUACAGGUUAUUUUUAUUAUUGUUGCACAGUUAAUUGCAAAUAUAGACUGCCAAAAUACAGUGUGCCUUUAAAGUAUUACAUUGUGCCAGAACCUGCAAAGACAUUUUUUAGACAAAAAGUAUGUAUUUUUAUAUUCUGUAAUAUCUAAAGUUAUAUUUCAGGUGUAAUGUUUUGUGUAAAAAAAAAAAUAUGUAAAUUAUAUUGUCCUAUAGUAUUUGAUACAAAAUAUUUAAAAUCUCUUGCUGUUUGUAUAUUUAAUGUCUUAAACUGUUUUUAAUGUACAGACAUGUUAAACUGGUGCACUUUUUAAUCCCAAUGGGAAAAAUUGCAGCUAAAAGAGGUUGUUUGCAAUUAGCAAAUGUAAUAUAUAUCUUUGUUCUUUUUAACUUAAUAAUUUCUGUUAAACUUGUCAGUAUUAUUGGAAGGGGGGAAUCACACCAAUGUCAUGAAUAAUUACACCAGAAUGCUGGUCACUGGGUGCCUUUCAAACCUGGAGGGUAAUUGAAAUUACAAAGCUGGCAUUACCUAAACCAGAAACAAAUUUAAAAAAAUUACUACAUAAGCCAUAGAUAUGUAUUAGGGGUAUUUAUAGUUAUUGAACAGGCAUAUUUUCCUACAACAAAAUCUGCAAGUUGUAAAUUCUGCAAUUGAGUCAUGACUUUUUUAGGUUAGUUUCCUGAGACAGUGAAGCUUAUGUCAUUGCAUUGCCUGUCUUUGUCUUCCCUUCUAGCUUUUAACCCUCUGCACACUUCUGCCGGAUUUGGCAGAUGAAUGGCAGUGGUAAGAGAUAUUCUUACACGUUUUAUGAGAACAGAUGGCCGAGAACAACUCGGCCAUUCCACAUGAUUUGUCAGUGGCUGGCCACUGUUCAUAUUAGCCAACAAAAUAAUACGGGGAGACCCUGAGCUUGCUGCAACAUGUGUUGUCGCUUGUAUAGUUGCUUGGCCAAAAGAGGUGGGUGGAUGGAAUUGGAGGGUGGGUAUGGGGGUCAUAGGAGAGAGCUGCAAAUACUGUGGGUGGUGUUUAGAGCACAUCUGGGCAGGGAACAGCAACUUGUUGGGGAAGAGAUGAGGGAGGUUUUAGGAGUGUUUGCCUGCAUGCUCUAAGGAUGAUGGGGAAAACCUGCUCUUUAACAUGGUGGGAAUCACAGAAGGCAAAAGACACAAAUCUGUAGGAAUAGAGGCUUCAUAAAAAUCCUCAGGCUUUUUUUUAAUAAGGAACUGAGUUGAAUUCAAGCAAAUAUUUUAUACUGUAUAAUAAACAUUUCUUUUUAAUGUUAAUAUUGUUUUCUUACAAAAUAUAUUUCUAAGAAAAAAA